Eriocheir sinensis (Chinese mitten crab) is the source of this 2336-nucleotide messenger RNA. RefSeq lists its product as uncharacterized. The transcript has 2 exons. Gene Ontology annotation, molecular function: nucleic acid binding. The coding region runs from base 1 to 1890 and encodes 629 amino acids. Gene Ontology annotation, biological process: DNA integration. The record is from RefSeq and is a predicted model, not a curated record. NCBI's taxonomy places the organism in Eukaryota, Metazoa, Arthropoda, Malacostraca, Decapoda, Varunidae.
AUGUCCAACUCCACGGAAGUAUUGGCUACGAUUCCUCAGCAUGACCGAAGCAGCCGUGUCAAGGAUAUCGACCUUGCUAAGGAUGAGCUACCAGAGGACCGGGCUCUUGGUGUCCUGUGGAAUUUGGAGGACGACAGCCUCCGCGUCGCGUGGCGCAAUGUGGCAUCCGAGGAGAAUCCUGCUGACGACGCCACCCGAGGACUGCCUGCACGAACGCUAUUAGCAGGUGGACGAUGGAGGGAUGGCCCCGCUUUCUUAUGCCUGCCCAUAGACAACUGGCCUCCACUCCCCGGCGGACCCGCAGUGGAUCUCGAUGGCGACCCGGAAGUGAAGAAAGAAGUUUCUGCCCUCGCGAUUGAAGCACAGGAGCCUAACACGAUAGACCAGCUACUGUCCCGUUAUUCGUCCUGGUAUAUCUUGCAGAGGGCAGUAGCCUGGAUCCGCCGUUUUGCUACCUGGAUCACGGAGGGCCGCCCUAGCGGCUCAGGAUCCCGCCUUGCAACGGUUGAGCUCCAGGCGGCCCGAACGGCAAUACUUAGAUAUGUGCAGGGGACCCACUACCGAGACGACAUUGCGGAUCUCCGACGUGGCAAACUGACCAAGAAGAGUAACCUCUACAGGCUGGAACCGAUCCUUGACGUCCAGGGCCUUCUCCGUGUGGGAGGUCGGCGGUUGGACACAUCAGAAGGUACCGCCCGCAGCAACCCCCCCAUUCUCCUCCCAAAGUCCCACCACGUCACAGCCCUGAUUGUACGGGACGUCCACGUCUUUCUGGCUCGCCACUCUGGGAGGGAACACACCCUGGCUUGCUUACGUGGCCAGUACUGGGUGGUCGCGGGCCGCCCCUUGAUUGACCGACUCUUACGCGACUGUUUCAUCUGUCGCCGGGUGAACAGCAAACCGCUGGUACAGCGCCAGGGCGAAUUACCGGUGGAACGGAUCUCUGCUGAUAACCCCCCGUUCACCCACACCGGGGUCGACUGCUUCGGCCCCUUCAGUGUCACCUGCAUGAGGCGGUCGGUCAAACGUUUCGGCUGCAUCUUCACCUGUCUCAGUUCCCGUGCUGCACAUCUAGAGGUCCUGGAGUCCCUUGAUGCCGAUGCCUUCCUUAACGCCCUCACGCGCUUCAUUGCUCGGCGUGGCCCACCUGCAAAACUCUUCUCUGACAUGGGGACCAACUUCCAAAGGGCCGAUAAGGACCUCCGCGCCGCGGCCAAGGGAUGGCGCGACCAGGCCAAUGUCGAGGCAGCCUUGCAUCGGCGGGCCAUUGAAUGGGUUUUCCAACCUCCCAUGGCCUCACACAUGGGUGGUGUGUGGGAACGGCAGAUUCGUUCUGUGCGUAAGAUCAUGUCUUCCAUCAUUGGUUCCCAGCGGAUUGAUGACGCCAGGCUGCACACCUUGUUCUGUGAGGUCGAAGCCACUCUCAACGGUCGGCCAAUCACAGCCGCCCCAGGCGAUGCUUCGGAUCCUGAGGCGCUUACUCCCGAUCAUCUUCUGCGUGUCGGGGCUGGUCUCCACUUACCUUUGGAGGACCAUUCCUUGGGUGAUACCUUCCGUCGCCGUUGGACCCACGCUCAAGCUCUGGCUGAUCGUUUUUGGAGACGUUGGAGGGCGGAAUAUCUCCACACCCUCCGCAUGCGGCAACGCCGGAUAGCACCCACUCGCAACCUGUGCGUCGGCGACCUCGUCCUCAUCGCCGACCCACCUUUACCGCGCAACCAGUGGCGCCUUGGCAGGGUCCUUCAAGUCUUCCCGGGGUCCGACGGUCUGGUCAGGAAAGUCCGCCUCCGCACCAGCUCUGGGCCGCUCGUUCGCCCCAUCGUCAAGCUUUGUCUGCUCGAGGGUGAUGUUGCCCCCUCUCCGCCUUCCUCCUCUAUUUCUCUCCAGUGACGGCUACACGCGGCUGGUUGUCAUCUGGUUGCUUGCACCCUCCGUGUGCAAUCAAGGGGGGAGUGUAGCCGCCGCAUGUAGCGGUAUGUAGCCGCAUGUAGAGAGAGGGAGGGAGAGAGAGGGAGAGAGAGAGAGAGAGAGAGAGAGAGAGAGAGAGAGAGAGAGAGAGAGAGAGAGAGAGAGAGAGAGGCUGAUGUUUACGCCCUCGCUGGUCUUUUUGCAUAGGGUUAAUGUAAGGUUAAUAAUAUAAGGUUAGUAGGGUUAAUGUUGUGGAUGCUGACAUAAGGCUUGUCGGAGGCCCUUUCGGCUCAGGGUUUGAGGAGAGAGUGAGAAGAGGCAGUAGCAGGACAACGGUGAGACGAGACACACUGAGUUCAAUCACACUGUAGUGCUGACCGGAAGGAACCCGACUGUACCCGCAAAUGCGUAUGUAUUAGUGUUGUUGC